AUGACGGGCCGUAAAGAGCGAAAUGCCAAUAGGAUUUCAAAUGCUAGAAGUAGAUUAAGAAUUGUUAAUCGUCAUGGAGCCAAUCAACAACCAAAUAACAAUAUCGAUGAAAAUUCUCACAAUGAUCAAGUCGCUACUACUUCACAUCGACCUUUCUUACGUAACACAACACGUAAUCAACAAUUAAAUAGUAAUAUCGAUACAAAUUCAAACAAUGAGCAUGUUAAUAAUAAUUCACAUCCACAUAAUACACGUAGUAUCAUACGUCCAAUUACUCAACAUUAUGGUCAGAGACCCAUUUAUGCACAAUUGUAUUUUUUCGAUACCGAUACUGCCAAUUACUCAAGAAUGAAUAAUCAAAAUAAUGAGCGGUGUCUCAGAUCAGUUAUGAAUAAAAUAUCCGAAGAAUUAGAUCGUGUCAAUCCUUAUGUGGGUUCAUUUAGAAAAAUGCAUGAACAAAUUGUUCAAUUUCCACGUAAAGAACUUUCAAUUGUAAUGAAAGCUGAUCGCGAUUUAGAUUUGCGUCGUUUUAACGAACCAAUUUCUACAGAUGUUGCUGUAAUUUUUACAUCAACUGAUGGUGAACCACCAUAUGAAAGGAAUAUGAUUGCAUUUCAUAAAGUAACAAAUGAAGUUCGAAAAAUUUCAAUUUUGGAGCCAUCCUUAGAUCCACUUGCUUAUCCAUUACUUUUUCCAAAUGGUGAUAAAGGUUGGCAAAAUAAUAUUAAACAUAGUGAUCCAAAUAAUAGACAAAAUAACAAUCCAAAUCGUAGACCAAAUAAUCGUAGACCAAAUAAUCGUAGACCAAAUAAUCGAAGACGAAAUAAUCGUAGAGGAAAUAAUCGUAGGCCAAAUAAUAAUCCAAAUCGUACAGGAAAUAAUAAUAAUGCAACUAUUAAUUUCAGAGAUAAAGUCACUAUGUCGCAGUAUGCGAGUUAUCGUUUAGCCAUUCGCAAUAACUUUAGUUUAUUACAUCAUUCGCAAAAAUUAUUUUUACAAUGGAUCGUUGAUAUGUAUGUUAGAAUAGAAAGUUCAAGAUUGCAUUAUCUUCGUCAAAAUCAAUCUACAUUACGAGCUGAAGUAUAUAGCAAUAUGGUUGAUCAUAUUCAUGGAAAUCCACAAAAUGUAACUACAAUUGGUCGUUCUAUUAUUUUGCCAUCAUCAUUUAUUGGUUCUCCAAGAAACAUGUAUCAGAAUUAUUUGGAUGCUAUGGUGAUUGUUCAAACAUAUGGCAAACCAAGUACAUUCAUUACCAUGACAUGCAACCCUAAUUGGUCGGAAAUAAAAGAUUAUUUAGGUCAUGAAACAUCAAAUUUCAGACCUGAUAUAGUU
Messenger RNA from Contarinia nasturtii (swede midge), 1332 nucleotides. RefSeq lists its product as uncharacterized. Lineage: Eukaryota; Metazoa; Arthropoda; Insecta; Diptera; Cecidomyiidae. The annotation marks the transcript as partial. The record is from RefSeq and is a predicted model, not a curated record. The transcript is spliced from 2 exons.